AACUUGUGCUUUACGCUAUUCGAGGCUUAAUACUUUAGUUGAGACUUGGCAUUCAGAGAUUCUGCUUCGUACCUCUUUUUCUUCUUCCUAUUCUGGAUCUCUGCUAGCGGGGGGCUUCUGAUUGUACUGAAGUGAUUCAAUCGGCCCUCUUUCUACAUCCAUCUAAGGACUUGAUUAAUCCGAACCCCCAAAAUGUCUUCUUCAUAUCUCCCAGCAACAACUGAUUCAAUUGCUCAGGCUUUAGAAGCCAAAAACGCGGCUGAAGCCAUUUCUAUUCUUUACCGCAUACUUGAAAACCCAUCAUCUUCUGCUGAAGCCCUAAGGAUAAAGGAACAGGCGAUCGCAAAUCUUUCAGAUCUUCUUAGACAAGAAAAUCGGGCAGAGGAUCUCAGAAACCUUCUAACCCAGUUGAGGCCCUUUUUCAACUUGAUCCCCAAGGCAAAGACUGCCAAAAUUGUUCGUGGGAUAAUAGAUGCAGUAGCUAAAAUACCAGGCACUUCUGAUCUCCAGAUUUCCCUCUGCAAAGAAAUGGUGCAGUGGACUCAUGCUGAAAAGCGAACUUUCCUACGGCAAAGAGUGGAGGCAAGGCUUGCAGCUCUUUUGAUGGAAAACAAAGACUACUCAGAAGCUUUAACUCUCCUUUCGAGUUUAAUAAAGGAAGUGAGAAGGCUAGAUGACAAGCUUCUGCUUGUGGAUAUAGACUUGUUGGAGAGUAAGCUCCAUUUUUCUUUGAGGAAUCUCCCUAAAGCCAAGGCUUCACUGACGGCUGCAAGAACUGCUGCCAAUGCUAUAUAUGUGCCCCCAGCUCAACAGGGUACUAUAGAUUUGCAGAGUGGGAUCCUCCAUGCAGAAGAAAAGGACUACAAAACUGGUUAUAGCUAUUUCUUUGAAGCUUUUGAAGCUUUCAAUGCUCUUGAAGAUCCAAGGGCAGUAUUUAGCCUGAAGUAUAUGUUACUGUGCAAGAUAAUGGUGAACCAGGCUGAUGAUGUGGCGGGAAUAAUAUCAUCUAAAGCUGGACUGCAAUAUGUGGGGCCUGAGCUGGAUGCCAUGAAGGCAGUGGCUGAUGCGCAUUCGAAACGGUCCUUAAAGCUUUUUGAGACUGCCCUCAGGGAUUUUAGGGCCCAGCUAGAGGAAGACCCUAUUGUCCACAGGCACCUCUCAUCACUGUACGACACUUUGUUGGAGCAGAAUCUCUGCAGGUUGAUUGAACCUUUCUCCAGGGUUGAGAUUGCUCAUAUUGCUGAACUGAUUGAGCUGCCCGUUGAUCAUGUUGAGAAGAAAUUAUCUCAGAUGAUUCUCGAUAAGAAGUUUGCAGGAACUCUAGAUCAGGGUGCGGGAUGCCUCGUCAUUUUUGAUGAUCCUAAGACAGAUGCAAUAUACCCAGCAACACUGGAAACCAUUUCUAAUGUUGGCAAGGUCGUGGAUAGCCUCUAUGUUAGGUCUGCCAAGAUAAUGGCAUGAAGUUCUAGAGUAAGUAGGCAGUUUUCAAACUGCAACUUAUGUUUUCCUUGAUUCUAUUUCAUAGAAAUUACUGUGAUUUCCAACCUGGGAUGCAUCCUAGAUUGAUUGCUUUGUUGUUUUCAGCCUCAUUUCCUUUUGUGGGUUAAUUUUGGAACCAUUA
Molecule: messenger RNA, 1621 nt
Organism: Juglans regia (Persian walnut)
Lineage: Eukaryota; Viridiplantae; Streptophyta; Magnoliopsida; Fagales; Juglandaceae
Product: 26S proteasome non-ATPase regulatory subunit 11 homolog
Exons: 2
Coding region: 193-1461 (422 amino acids)
Biological process (GO): ubiquitin-dependent protein catabolic process
Cellular component (GO): proteasome regulatory particle, lid subcomplex
Molecular function (GO): structural molecule activity; protein binding
Source: RefSeq, a predicted model, not a curated record